GCUCGUAGGACUGACUGACCUAUCGCGAGAUUAUCACAUUAGCUUGGUUAGUUAGCUAGCCGCGAAAAGCUUGACUGUGUACCCGCAGUUUUACAGUUUUAUUCUUCUUAACGCACAGAGAGGGCUUCGCAUUUUUGUUUGAUUAUUGAUUCUCACACCUGUAAGAAAGGAUCAUCGCCGCCCGGACCUUGUGUUUGCACGAAUCCCAAUGAUGAGUUAUGCUGAAAAGCCAGAAGACAUCACAAAAGAAGAGUGGAUGGACAAAUUAAACAAUGUUCAUAUACAGAGGGCGGACAUGAAUCGGCUCAUUAUGAACUACCUGGUGACAGAGGGAUUCAAAGAGGCUGCGGAGAAGUUUCGGAUGGAGUCUGGGAUCGAGCCAAGUGUGGACCUGGACUCCUUGGAUGAAAGGAUAAAGAUUAGAGAGAUGAUCCUGAAGGGACAGAUUCAGGAAGCUAUUGCACUCAUCAACAGCCUACACCCAGAGCUGCUUGACACCAAUCGAUACUUGUAUUUUCAUCUGCAGCAGCAACAUUUGAUUGAGUUAAUCAGGCUAAGGGAGACUGAGUCAGCGCUGGAGUUUGCCCAGACACAGCUGGCCGAGCAAGGGGAGGAGAGCCGUGAGUGUCUGACAGAGAUGGAGAGAACACUAGCCCUUCUGGCCUUUGACAACCCAGAAGAGUCGCCCUUUGGAGACCUGCUCAACAUGAUGCAGCGGCAAAAGGUAUGGAGCGAGGUGAACCAAGCUGUGCUGGACUAUGAAAACAGGGAGUCAACGCCCAAACUGGCUAAACUCCUGAAGUUACUGCUGUGGGCGCAGAAUGAGCUGGACCAGAAGAAGGUGAAAUAUCCCAAAAUGACUGACCUUAGCACGGGCACCAUUGAGGACCCCAAGUGAACAUAAUAGACAAGAACAACCACCUUCCAUGUCCCCUUAAUUUAUAAUCAGUCAGUGACUGUGUGACAACCAGGUAACAUAUAUGUAUAAACAAAUGCUACGUUGUUUAUUUUUUUUUAUUUUAUUUUUUUUUCAUGUUUCAUUCAUGAGAGUUAAGACUUAACUCAUUGUGCAAACUGUAAAUUGCUGUAUUUGCAAAUCGACAGAUAAAUACUUAUCCUGGAUUUUUAGAUAGAUCUCGGAGACAACAAAAUUAAAAUUGCUGUUUUAUAUUUUUCCUUUCUUAAGCCUAAGCCAGUUGUAUUAUUUAUUGUGACCAUUUUCCCCACCAAGACUUCAUUUAGCCAGAAAGGGAGAUAGUGGUAUGAAAAAGUAUUAAUACUUUGCCGUGUGUGGAGUCAAAAGCUAAGAUCCCCUAAACCAAGAGGAGUUUGACUGUAAAGGUGUAAUCUUUGAAACGCGAUUGCCCUUUUUUCAGUGACGAUAUGUUUGGGUUGAGUGCACACACUGCAAGAAAUAAGUUUUUAAAUUAUACAUUUAAUACACAAAAUGCGAGUAUUUUUCAAUUAAAUGGCAAGAUACACUUUAUUAAUGCAAUGGACUUUUAAUUGAUGUAAUAUUUUAUGAUUUCAUUUUGUAUUGUUUGCAGAUUUGCUAUAGAAUCAGCAACUUGCUUUCUUCGCCUUGAAAUCUGAUUGUACCUUUUACAAUACGUCUACGGGAUGAACUGCCCUGCAAAAUUAUAAUUUCACAUGUGCGUUUGAGAGGAUGAAAUAUGUCCUGACUGACGGGUUGAAAUCAGAGAUGGCUUUCUGACUGAGUUUAGCCCCUCAAGGCCUUUUCUAAGCUACAGUAUGCUCCGCCCUCAGCAUGCGCCAUGUGGUUAUGUUUGUUUUGAUGUUACAAAGCGUUGCAGUUAGGAUCAUGUUCUGCAAAUCCCAUUGAUGCUUGGAAAAAAAAAAAAUCAGAUCCUUCGGUCAAGAAAUGCUAAUAAAUGGUGGGGCCAAUUACAACAACUUUGAAAAUUUAAAAUCUUUUCACACUGGAAUGAAUUCUUUUGUUAAUUGGCUUUGUUUUGGUAAUAAAUAACAAUGAUCAACAGCGACAUUUAGAAUCUGAACAGGCCUCACUGUUCAUUUAGUCACUUUUAAAGCUGUUAGUAUUUUUACUUUAACUGCAUGCAAGUGUAUCUUCUUUUUUUUAAAAUGGGAAAAGGCACUUGUGCUUGUUUGGUUUGUUUAAUAUAUAUAUAUAUAUAUAUAUAUAUAUAUAUAUAAAAAACUUGCUGCUAGUUGUCCAUCCUUAAUUUCUUUUAAGGUUGUCUUUAUAGAUAUUGGCUUUGACGAAUACUGAGUCCCAGAGAGCUCACAUCCCUUUUAUUAUUCAACAUUUUUAAGAUCAGAUUUGCAAUUAUUAAAAUAAACAAAACUUUUGUGAACCAUA
Molecule: messenger RNA, 2341 nt
Organism: Micropterus dolomieu (smallmouth bass)
Lineage: Eukaryota; Metazoa; Chordata; Actinopteri; Centrarchiformes; Centrarchidae
Product: glucose-induced degradation protein 8-B homolog
Exons: 5
Coding region: 209-898 (229 amino acids)
Biological process (GO): positive regulation of canonical Wnt signaling pathway; proteasome-mediated ubiquitin-dependent protein catabolic process
Cellular component (GO): nucleus; cytoplasm
Molecular function (GO): protein binding
Source: RefSeq, a predicted model, not a curated record